AUGUCCCAUCAUAUAGUAGCAUUCGACAUGCAAGGCGAGCUCCAGUUCCUUAUGGAAUUUGUUAUCUUCGGGAUCAGUUACGCAGACCCAAUUAACGAAAUCACCUCGGCCGGGGUCCACGCAGUAGCUGAACCUGUUGAGUUCAGACGCACGUCUUUCGGUCGCAAGUACAUCUGGGGCGCAGACGGCACACCAUCAGAAGGACAGGAAUUCACAGGCUGGAAAGAAUGGUGUGUGGGGGAGACGGACCGGCGGCGAAGGCAAAAGCUCGGUGAAUCUGUCCCUGAUGGGGUUGAUGGAGUGUUGGUCUGUACAUUGGAUGAGACACAUGUCGAUAUUAUGUGCGCUAUCGCUCCGCUGGACUUACAUGUGUUGUGUGAGAAGCCUCUGGCGACCUCUCUGGAAGAUUGUUUAUUCACGGAAAAAUCUUUUCUGUUGGACACGUGUUGCAGUAUAGUCCAACACAACAUUAUGCUCAAGAAGCUGCUUUUAACCGACAAAGCCAUCGGGGAUCUCCUUUCAAUCGAGCAUGUAGAGCCGGUAGGGUGGUGGCAUUUUGCGCAUAGCUAUGUCCGUAGAAACUGGCGCAGAGAGACGAAGAACCGCGACGGAUCCUUACUGACAAAGUGUUCUCACGACAUUGACUUUUUGCUUUGGUUGCUCGCGGUCCCUGCAGAAGAAACACAGCGAGAACCUCACUUGCCACGAAUCCAUAGCCUCGAUGGGAUCCCGGAGAAACCAGCUGCAGCUAACGGUACUACCAAUUGUAUUUCCUGCCCGAUUGAGCGCGAGUGCCAAUAUAUUGCCAUUGGGAACCCUCACUGGGUGAAGAAUGUUAUUCAUGAUAUCGAGGAUCUUAUGAAGGCUGCAAAGCCCGAAAUGAUUCGUACCACCCUUUUACACAAACUUGCAGAAGACUACGAUCGUUCUACCACCUCAGAUAAGGUUAUCGCGGCGCGUCCGUGGUACGGAAGGUGUGUUUACGAGAGCGAUAACGAUGUUUGUGACGACCAGCUUGUAAUUCUAUCCUGGGACGAAGAUGUAUCAUCCAGUAGUCCUGGAAAACGAGCUAUGCUUCAUAUGAUUGCCAACACGGAGGAUGAAUGCAUUCGCCGAGGCCGGGUGUACGGUACAAGUGGUGAACUGACCUACAAUAGCCAUACAAUUACUUAUUUUUGCUUCCUAACAAGGAAGAAAACCGUAAUAGACGUGCCUCGACAAUCAUCUCAUGAGAUGAGAUCUCAUGGUGGAGGUGACUACGGACUCAUCCGUGCAUUCAUCGCAGCCAUAGAGGCUGUCCAAAAUGAGGAGAUGUGGGCGAGUGAGGCACAAUGCCGCUUCAUAGGAGGUAAUUUGGAGGACGCUGUCCUCGGCCAUGCGAUGGUUUUUGCUGCAGAAGCGCGGCGGGACGAUAAGGUGAUUUCUUGGAAGGACUGGUGGGAUACAAAAACCGCCUAAAGGAUCUUGAUAGAUGCACUGAGUAAUGGAUAAGUAUGGAGCCUUUCUCAUCAGUGAUACUGCUGGAAAACGAUGACUCCUAUUUGGUGACAUCCCUGAUAUAGCCUAUUUGUGAAGCUUUCCCCCCGACUGCCGCAAAAUAUGUUCGGGAUUACAGCGGUUUUUUAUUUAUUUUGUUUAUUUCUUUACUUUUUAAUUUGAAUAUUCUUUCCGCAACCCUCAAUUGCUUCCGUUGAUG
Molecule: messenger RNA, 1696 nt
Organism: Aspergillus ochraceoroseus IBT 24754
Lineage: Eukaryota; Fungi; Ascomycota; Eurotiomycetes; Eurotiales; Aspergillaceae
Exons: 5
Coding region: 1-1458 (485 amino acids)
Molecular function (GO): nucleotide binding
Source: RefSeq, a predicted model, not a curated record